This is a messenger RNA of Aspergillus eucalypticola CBS 122712, 831 nucleotides long. Its product is annotated as RNA recognition motif domain-containing protein. The record is from RefSeq and is a predicted model, not a curated record. Lineage: Eukaryota; Fungi; Ascomycota; Eurotiomycetes; Eurotiales; Aspergillaceae. The transcript has 5 exons. The coding region runs from base 57 to 410 and encodes 117 amino acids. Gene Ontology annotation, molecular function: RNA binding.
GCAGGUGCUUACUACCAGAAUAGUUUCCAGCUCCGUUGUAGGAAACCUCAAUAAAAAUGUCUAAGCUCUUUAUCGGCGGCCUUGCCUGGCACACCACUGACGAGACCCUCCGUGAGGGAUUCUCGCAAUAUGGAACAAUCGAAGAAGCCAUUGUUGUCAAGGACCAUGACACCCACCGCAGCCGUGGAUUCGGAUUCGUCCGCUUCGCCUCUGAUGCUGAGGCCGACGCUGCCAUGAACGCCAUGAACAACCAGGAAUUCGACGGCCGUGUCAUCCGUGUCGACAAAGCCUCGGAGUCGAGACCGCGCAUGGGUGGUGGUGGUGGUUUCCACGGACGCGGUGGCUACAACCGUGGCUACAACGGCGGCGGCUGGCGUUCCCAGCAGCAGGAGCCUGAGGCUGCAGAGUAAGCUACGCAAGCUAUUAUAGCAUUGCCGAUGGCUUACUACGGACCGGUCUCUUGUCCUAUUCUUCAUUUCUUUUCACGAUUUUUUCCCUCUUUCUCGCAUGUCAGCUGCUGUUAGUCCCUUCGGACAUAAAGUUUGGGAUAAAACCCCGGGCGCAUGCUACCCAGCUUUUAUGAUGGUGACUUACGACGAAACGACCCCUAUCUCUUGUUUCUUUCCGUUAUUGUUUUCCCCUCUCACGCCAGUUCAUUGCGAUAAUGACAUCUCUCUCGUGGUUUGAUAUGGUUUCGCAUCGCGUGGCUUUAAAUCAAUUGUUUCUGACGUCGUUUACUCGGGUCAUGGUUGACAUGUAUGUAAUCUGGCUUAUGUUAACACCUGAUUUGAGGCCGGUGGGAAAGUGGUCUAGCGAAAGCAAUCAGUGCUC